AUUAAUAAUAAUCUGCCCGAGGCUAGGAUCAGUCGCGUAUCGGCACGUCGGUUGGCCCCGCGGCUAAAAGUCGUCCCAACGGUAUCGGGCAGCAUCUUCUGCAUCGGUUGCAUCUCGUCGAGUAUCUACGCGCAACGAGGAGUCCGCGAUAUAAAGUCGAUCGGGAACGAGAAGUCCGAUAAAAUCGAGAUGAGAUUCGGACGCGAGCCGCGCGACGAGUGCACCCGUGCACGGCCGAUUUAUCCGCGGCGGUGCAAAUAAUGACCCAUUCGACUUUCUGCGUUGCGUAGCCUCGUUCCUACCGGGGCGGGUCGGCGGGCUGGAUCGAGCGUCUUUCCGCGUUUUUCGGGAUCGGACGGGGUUGACGGAGCGGCGCGGGCACCGUUUCGCGGCGGCUAUUUAGAGGACGGGGAAUUCGGAAGUGACAUUCCUUUCGCGGUUGCAACGCGCAGGGACGUGAGACGCGAGUGCUCGUCGUCGUCGUCGGGCUGCGCGACUUGAAUUGUCCCGUUAGACGAUUUAAAAUUUCACUGCCGCGCGAGGUUUCCUCAACAAACGCUUCCGUUUCGUGACAUCUUUAACGGGAACUCAAUGAGACGAAUAAUUCACUGUUAUGGCAGCCAGUGCGCUCGAGGAGAAGAUUAACAAGAUACGGCAACAGAAUGAGGAAAUUAGGAGGAGGCACGAGGAGGUGGAGGAGGACAAGAAAAAUGCAGCUAAAUUGAACGCACUCGUGCAAAUGGUGCCGUCGACAGACUGGCCGGAGCGGAAAGAGCCACCGGAAUUUUCUAAUCCACCUAGGGCGAGUAAUAAACCGAAACCUACCAAGGAACACCAUGAACAUCCUCAUCAGUAUCAUUCUGCGGGCGGAGAAGGGAGGAAAGUUCAUACAUUUGCUCAGGGUCAAGGGCCUCCACCAGAUCCCAAAUACAAUUUCCUUGCCGAUGCUGAGAGAGAAACAGGAAAUGUGGAGUGUACAAAGGAAGCUCUCUCGAACAGAGGCCAGAAACAUUCAAGAGGCACAUUCAGGAGGAAACCUGGAGGAAAGGACGGAAUGCAAAGGGAUUAUAGGGCGAAUAGAGGGCCGCACAGGGAGGAGCACCAGCCAGAGUACGAGGCUUGGAGAGCCGAGAGAAAUCGUAUCGAUGAAGAUCGCAUUAGCAGGCAGAGAACGGCGGAGGGUAAUUGGCGCAGAGAAUGGGACAAUGACAAAGCACACAUCGUCGAUGAAGUGACGAGAUCUGACGCUAGAUUAGGAGAUUACGUAAAGAAGGAUCAUAAAGAUUUCGAUAGGAGAUACCACGUUAAUGGAAAUGAUUACGUGAACUAUAAUCGCGGUAGUCAUCGUUCCUAUCGGGGAAAUUCAAGACACUUUCACAAUAAUUACGAGAAUCGCUCCAACAAUGCGUAUCAUCAGGAUGGAUAUGCCAAGAAUCCCGCGUCAUCCGAGGAGCGAACUGUCGUUGCUACGGACAAGAGCAUAAAAGUCACGUUAAAUCAGGGAAACAUGGCGAAAGGUCCAGUCAUGAGUGUUAAAGUAAACUCGCCAAGCAUUGCCGGAACAGGUCGAGUCGGGCCGCGACAACGGAGCCGCAUAACGUACAGCAGUCACUCGGACGUUGAAGCAGCUUCUCCCGACGCCGAGUCUUCUCGUCCAAAGUCGUACGAGGACAAGACCACAGGUAUUUACCAUGAUAACUUACAGAGAUCUCCUAAUUCGCGAAAAUCACAGCCCGCGCAGAGGAAGAAGGACUUUGGCAGCAAGUCUCCUUACUUUCGCAAGAAAGACAUCAGGAGAGAAGAUGCCAACGAAAAUCCACAGAAACAUCACGAGACGGAGUCUCGACAAGAAUCUGAAGAAUCGCAAAAAUCUUGUCAGCCUGAACCUCAAAACCUUGAGGAGAACGUUGCAAAAUCGUUGCCGGAAGAUGAGAUAAGCGAAAAAGAAGACAACGUCGUUUCUGCCGACGAAUCCAAUAUGAAGAAUACAGAAACGAAGGAUAACGAUGAUCAGAAUGACGAUUCAAAUUCAUGCGUGGACGACGUGAAAAAUAACGAAGUUCACGUGAAUCAGGAAAAUGAUUUUGUCUCGCAAAACUCCGAUUUGCCCAACGCUGACAUGGAAAUUGAUACGUACGAAGCAAGUGAACGGCUGGAAAACAAGUCGGAGGAGUCGCCAAUUACUCAAUCGGUUGUAACGUCCGAAACUACUGAAACAAAUUUAAUUGUAUCGUCAGCGAGAGACACGGACGAUAAUGAUAAAAAUGAGAUUCAAUCUACUGAGAACUCAUCAUGCGAUGCUAAUAAUGAUGACAACGACGAAACGGAAAAUAAAGAGCGAAACCCGCCAGUAGAAACAACCGAAGCAAUUGUAAAUAAUAACUGUGAUAGUAAGCAAACUGAAAAUAUAGAUGAGCAAAACAAUGAUAUUAAAGACGAGACGAAAGAUUUUCCGGAAGAGAAAGAUGCAGACGAGAUCACAAUUCCAUCUUCAAUUGAUACAAGUUCCGCGGCGAAGGAAAGCAAUGAACUGAGCAGCGAUGAUGACGGCUUGAAGGAAAAAGAUGUUCCGGUCGCAGAAGAUGCAAUUGCGACUACGGACGAACAGAUUAGCACUGGCGACCAACAGGAUGCAAUAAAAUCCGUCGACACAACACAAGAACGCACAAGUAACGAUAAGGAGGAGGAGGAGGAGGAGGAGGAGAAGGAUAGCGCUGCGAAUGGCAUUGUAGUUGAUAAGAUAGAAUUUCCAAAGGAAGACGUGCAGGUAGAGGAUGAGGAAGCAGCUUCACUCAAAAUCGUUGAGACCGAAAAGUAAUGAGGAAAAAAAAAGAUAUAAAGAGUAAAAUGUAUAAAA
Molecule: messenger RNA, 2857 nt
Organism: Ooceraea biroi (clonal raider ant)
Lineage: Eukaryota; Metazoa; Arthropoda; Insecta; Hymenoptera; Formicidae
Product: myb-like protein X
Source: RefSeq, a predicted model, not a curated record